GCCUCAGAAUACAAGUCUUGCAAUGUCUCUUUGCACAGAACACCAGCUUGAUCAACACCAAGAAGAAGCUGGAAACAGACAUUGCCCAAAUUCAGGGUGAAAUGGAGGAUACUAUCCAGGAAGCCCGCAAUGCUGAAGAGAAGGCCAAGAAGGCCAUCACAGAUGCGGCCAUGAUGGCAGAAGAGCUGAAGAAGGAGCAGGACACCAGCGCCCACCUGGAGAGGAUGAAGAAGAACCUGGACCAGACGGUGAAGGACCUGCAGCUCCGUCUGGAUGAGGCUGAGCAGCUGGCACUGAAGGGAGGCAAGAAGCAAAUCCAGAAGCUGGAGGCCAGAGUGCGGGAGCUGGAAGGGGAGGUUGAUGCUGAGCAGAAGCGCAGCGCUGAAGCCGUGAAGGGUGUGCGCAAGUACGAGAGGAGGGUGAAGGAGCUGACCUACCAGUCUGAGGAAGACCGGAAGAAUAUUCUCAGGCUCCAGGAUCUGGUGGACAAGCUGCAAAUGAAGGUGAAAUCCUACAAGAGACAAUCUGAAGAGGCUGAGGAGCUGUCCAAUGUCAACCUCUCCAAGUUCCGCAAGAUCCAGCACGAGCUGGAGGAAGCUGAGGAGCGGGCUGACAUUGCGGAGUCACAGGUCAACAAGCUCCGCGCAAAGAGUCGGGAGUUUCAUAGGAAGAUAGAAGAGGAAGAGUGAGGAUGUCAUGAGGCAGCAAAGUGACCUGAGGGAGGCACAAAGUGUCAACCUCUUGGUCGCUUUCUUCUGCAAUGAGUCUUUGUAACCAUGUUAAUGUCUAGUGAAUAAAGACCGUAGUUUCCUCUGCAUACACAG
Messenger RNA from Pterocles gutturalis (yellow-throated sandgrouse), 824 nucleotides. Its product is annotated as myosin-8-like. Gene Ontology annotation, cellular component: cytoskeleton; myosin complex; cytoplasm. The annotation marks the transcript as partial. Gene Ontology annotation, molecular function: protein serine/threonine kinase activity. Gene Ontology annotation, biological process: peptidyl-threonine phosphorylation; actomyosin structure organization. NCBI's taxonomy places the organism in Eukaryota, Metazoa, Chordata, Aves, Pterocliformes, Pteroclidae. The transcript has 5 exons. The record is from RefSeq and is a predicted model, not a curated record.